Oncorhynchus tshawytscha (Chinook salmon) is the source of this 3919-nucleotide messenger RNA. It is a transcript of the gene shmt2, whose product is annotated as serine hydroxymethyltransferase 2 (mitochondrial). The record is from RefSeq and is a predicted model, not a curated record. The transcript is spliced from 12 exons. NCBI's taxonomy places the organism in Eukaryota, Metazoa, Chordata, Actinopteri, Salmoniformes, Salmonidae. Gene Ontology annotation, molecular function: mRNA 5'-UTR binding; zinc ion binding; mRNA regulatory element binding translation repressor activity. The coding region runs from base 125 to 1636 and encodes 503 amino acids. Gene Ontology annotation, cellular component: nucleus; cytoplasm; BRISC complex. Gene Ontology annotation, biological process: tetrahydrofolate interconversion; purine nucleobase biosynthetic process; protein homotetramerization.
UGCAAGCAUCCGCCUCUUCCGCUGACUGACUGAUCAACUUCAAAACAGCCUUUUCUAAGCGUGACCCUCUUAGAGAGUGAGGUGGUUAUAUUGAACGUUGUUGGCCUUUUGAAAUCGUACAAAUAUGCUGUGGUUGACGUUGAGGCAAAUCGCACGGCCAUUGUGCCUGCGUGCCCCGGUGGCCCUGAGCAGCGUUGGGGCGAGGAGGAGCCAGCAUGCGGCUACCCGUAGUGUGGAACAGGAGGCCCCGUGGACUGGGCAGGACAGUCUGGCCCAGGACGACCCGGAGAUGUGGAACUUGCUGCGGAAAGAGAAGGACAGGCAGUGUCGAGGACUGGAGCUCAUUGCCUCUGAGAACUUCUGCAGUCGGGCUGCGCUGGAGGCCCAAGGAUCCUGCCUCAAUAACAAGUACUCAGAGGGCUACCCAGGCAGGAGGUACUACGGUGGAGCUGAGGUGGUAGACCAGAUAGAGUUGUUGUGCCAGAAGAGAGCCCUGGAGGCCUUUGACCUGGACCCUGCCCUGUGGGGGGUGAAUGUCCAGCCCUACUCUGGCUCUCCCGCCAACUUCGCUGCCUACACCGCUGUCCUCAACCCUCACGACCGCAUCAUGGGCCUGGACCUGCCUGACGGUGGACAUCUGACCCAUGGUUACAUGUCUGACACCAAGAGGAUAUCUGCUACCUCCAUCUAUUUUGAGUCCAUGCCCUACAAGCUCAAUCCUGCCACAGGGCUCAUUGACUAUGACCAGCUGGAGAUGACUGCCCGUCUCUUCCGGCCCAAGUUGAUCAUUGCAGGCACCAGCGCCUACGCUCGCCUCAUUGACUACGCUCGCAUCAAGAAGUUGUGUACGGAGGUGAAAGCCUACCUGCUGGCUGACAUGGCCCACAUCAGUGGUCUGGUGGCUGCGAAGGCUGUCCCCUCGCCAUUCAAGUAUGCUGACAUGGUCACCUCCACAACACACAAGUCCCUCCGAGGAGCCAGGGCUGGUCUGAUCUUCUACCGUAAGGGCGUGCGUUCUGUGGACAAGAAGGGGAAGGAGAUCCAAUAUGACCUGGAGGACCGGGUCAACUUCUCUGUGUUCCCCUCUCUUCAGGGGGGACCCCACAACCACGCCAUCGCUGGGGUGGCUGUCGCUCUCAAACAGGCCCAGACGCCGAUGUUCAGAGAGUACAUUGGCCAGGUGAUGCGUAACUCCAAGGCCAUGGCUGAGGCCCUACUGAGCAAAGGAUACACCCUGGUGUCAGGGGGGACGGAGAACCAUCUGGUGCUGGUGGACCUGAGGCCUAAGGGCAUUGAUGGAGCCAGAGCAGAGAGAGUUCUGGAGCUGGUGUCCAUCACAGCCAACAAGAACACCUGUCCCGGGGACAAGAGUGCCCUGGCGCCUGGGGGCCUCCGGCUAGGUGCCCCGGCGCUGACCUCCAGACAGUUCAAGGAGACGGACUUUGUCCAGGUGGUGGAGUUCAUGGACGAAGGCUUUAAGAUCGCCCUGGACGUCAAGAAGAAGACUGGGAAACUUGCAGCCUUUAACAACUUCUUGUUGGAGGAUCCAGAGACGGUGUCUCGCAUGGCAGAGCUGAAGAAACGAGUGGAGGCCUUCGCACGUCCCUUCCCCAUGCCUGGCUUCGAGGAUCACUAGGCCCUCCACACACACACACAGGGAGAGAGAGCGGAGGGAGAGCGAGCGAGAGAGAGAGAGAGCGGAGGGAGAGCGAGAGAGAGCAAGGAGAGGGAGAGUCAGUCGAGUAUUUCCAUUCCAAUAUCCAACACCUAGCGUACUACUUAGAAGGGAGCAGAAAUGUAUUUGAAGAUGAAUUUGAAGUGGUAGGCUAUUAUGGACAUUGGGAUCUUGGUGGUGGUCAGUGAUUGGAGUCAGACCUGGCGUAACCUCACAGACUUAUCCAAACAGAUGGGAGACCUUGGUUAUAAUCCUUUGAUGUCAUCUGUUGACCUCUGACCUAACGUGAGGGUAAUUCUGUAGCUUCUAACCCCCUUUGUAUGUCUACACAAACAAAAAACAUCCUUAUUUUCUAAGUGUUUAUUUUCUGCAUGUUUUAAGGUUGUAGUGGAGGAGAAAGAGCUCAACGUCAGACCCUGAGAGAAAUGUCAUCUAAACUUACUGUCACCACAAACAUACAUUUAUUAGAAGCACAGAGUCUUAAACUGUAAAUUAACACAUUGUCUUAAUUGAUCGACUAGAUGUUCGUGAUGGAGAUUUGAUUAAUACAUGUCUGUCGUACAACCCUGUGUGUGUGUGUGUAACCAACUCCAUUCAAACUCAUCUGAAGUAACCCUGGGCCUCAAAUCCUAUUCGAAAUCGUUCCGUUAUUUGUUCUGUUUGCUCUAGCUUGCCUAGAGUGCCAGAUUGAAUCAUCACAAAACUAAGUGAACCUAUCGUUCCAUGAUGUCAGGCAAGCUCAAUCGAGCUCAGAUAAAGGUAUAUGUAAUAUCUAUUUUUAACUUGAACCCAAGUCUCAUCAGAAGUCAAAGGGUCCCAAGCCAGAGGUCAGGGGGUUGACUGGUGAACUCCAUAACAGGACCGUUCCCCUGUUAUACCUUAAUACAGAUAUCAAACCAGAUCUCAGACCAGGCCUUCACUAUCCUACAGAUAUCAAACCAGAUCUCAGACCAGGCCUUCACUAUCCUACAGAUAUCAAACCAGAUCUCAGACCAGGCCUUCACUAUCCUACAGAUAUCAAACCAGAUCUCAGACCAGGCCUUCACUAUCCUACAGAUAUCAAACCAGAUCUCAGACCAGGCCUUCACUAUCCUACAGAUAUCAAACCAGAUCUCAGACCAGGCCUUCACUAUCCUACAGAUAUCAAACCAGAUCUCAGACCAGGCCUUCACUAUCCUACAGAUAUCAAACCAGAUCUCAGACCAGGCCUUCACUAUCCUACAGAUAUCAAACCAGAUCUCAGACCAGGCCUUCACUAUCCUACAGAUAUCAAACCAGAUCUCAGACCAGGCCUUCACUAUCCUACAGAUAUCAAACCAGAUCUCAGACCAGGCCUUCACUAUCCUACAGAUAUCAAACCAGAUCUCAGACCAGGCCUUCACUAUCCUACAGAUAUCAAACCAGAUCUCAGACCAGGCCUUCACUAUCCUACAGAUAUCAAACCAGAUCUCAGACCAGGCCUUUACUAUCCUACAGAUAUCAAACCAGAUUCAGACCAGGCCUUCACUAUCCUACAGAUAUCAAACCAGAUCUCAGACCAGGCCUUCACUAUCCUACAGAUAUCAAACCAGAUCUCAGACCAGGCCUUCACUAUCCUACAGAUAUCAAACCAGAUCUCAGACCAGGCCUUCACUAUCCUACAGAUAUCAAACCAGAUCUCAGACCAGGCCUUCACUAUCCUGACAGAUAUCAAACCAGAUCUCAGACCAGGCCUUUACUAUCCUACAGAUAUCAAACCAGAUCUCAGACCAGGCCUUCACUAUCCUACAGAUAUCAAACCAGAUCUCAGACCAGGGCUUCACUAUCCUACAGAUAUCAAACCAGAUCUCAGACCAGGGCUUCACUAUCCUACAGAUAUCAAACCUGAGCUUCACUAUUCUACAGAUAUCAAACCUGAGUUUCACUAUCCUACAGAUAUCAGAUCUGAUCUCAGACCAGACCUUCACUUCAUACGUACCCUUAUCACACGAUCAUUCCAACCAAACGAUGCUGGCUCUGAAGGCUUUUCCCAUGGUCCUUUUCAGCAUGGUUCUAGCAACGAUGGUGGAUGCGUAACCAGGCCAGCUCGGUAGUGUAUGAUCCAACAACCUGCUGCAUAUAUUGUUAGACUGAUAAUGGUCCAAAAUGACCAUACAAUAAACAGUUUCGUGCCAGUCCUGGCUUUCUAAGUGUUGACAAAGAAGAAAUGAUUUUGUAUGUAUUUUAACGUUACAGAAUUAAAGAAUUCUUUAUUUUCCAACACUG